This is a messenger RNA of Aspergillus udagawae, 801 nucleotides long. Its product is annotated as SDR family NAD(P)-dependent oxidoreductase. The record is from RefSeq and is a predicted model, not a curated record. NCBI's taxonomy places the organism in Eukaryota, Fungi, Ascomycota, Eurotiomycetes, Eurotiales, Aspergillaceae. Gene Ontology annotation, molecular function: oxidoreductase activity. The transcript is spliced from 2 exons. The coding region runs from base 1 to 801 and encodes 266 amino acids.
AUGUCAUCCUGCGUACCCUCUCAGCCUUUAACAUUGUCUGGUAAGGUUGCCAUCGUCACAGGAGGCUCGCGAGGUAUAGGAGCUGCCAUCGCCUUGGAGCUCGCUAAACGUGGAGCAAAGGUAGCCAUAACCUUCGUGUCUCCCAGUAGUGUAGCGUUGGCAGACAAAGUAGUCUCCACUAUCAACAAUCUCGGAAACGGAGCGUCGGCCAUUAAAAUUCAGGCGGACAUGCGCAGCAUUGAUUCACCAGACCAGAUCAUACGUCAAAGCACUGCUGCCUUUGGAGAGUCAAUCGAUAUUCUGGUUAACAAUGCCGGCAUGGAAUUUGCCAAGCCUCUUGGAAGUAUCGGCGUCGAGGAGUACACCGAAGUUUGGGACGUCAAUGUUCGCAGUGUGGUUUUUAUGACGCAGGCUGUGCUUCCCUAUCUACGAGCUCCAGGCCGCAUCAUCAAUAUCGGAUCAUUAAUGGGCCGUAUCGGUCACCCCGGACACAGCAUCUAUUCAGCGACUAAGGUGGCAUUGGAAGGUCUCUGUCGUGGCUGGGCGUCAGAGCUGGGUCCUGCAUCCCAUACAGUCAAUGUGGUUGCUCCUGCUCUUACCAUGACUGACAUGAUGGGUCGUGUUACGGCUUCGCCAGAAUCGCAGCAAGCCGUCCAAAUGCAAAAGAUGAUGACGCCUCUUGAGCACAGACUUGGAGAACCUGAGGACAUUGCUCUUGCUGUGGCAAUGCUGGCUGAGCCCUCAAGCAGAUGGAUCACCGGCCAGACUAUCCAGGCUGGUGGUGGAAUCUACAUGUCCUGA